UGCAGUUUGUGGGCGCGGUCGGAGCGGUGGCGGCGGGUUCGUGUCACUGCGGAGCGGCAGCACCGGCACCGGCACCCGGAGCCCGGAGAGGCGGCACCUGGAGCCCGGAGAGGCGGCACCUGGAGCUCGGCGGCGGCUCCAGCCCAGGGUGCCAGCAGCGCGGCUGCAAAGCUGCUCCCGAGGCCGAGCUCCCAAAGGAUCUGUCAGCACUGCUGAUGUGUCGGGAGCAAGGUGCUGAGUGUUCCAGGCAGAGAGAUGCCGGUUGUGAGCUGGAGGAAAGUGAAUUGUGCUCCAUUCGUAUUGAAAAUGAGCUCCAGCAUCCCCAGGAGGGACCAGCAGCCGGGGUUCCACACUCGCCUGCGGCACAAGAAGCCACUUGGCAUCAGCAGGGGGCUGCCACUUGUGAGCGAGCAGUGAGUGAAGAUGUGGAGAAUGGAUUCUGCACCAGGGAUGGGAGUGUGAGAGAGCCCCAGGGCACAUCAGCAACCGGCAAGGAACACAAAAGGGACCUCAGAAGAUUGCUGGGUGAAUGGUUCAGGAGCCAUCCCGUGGGCACGGCGCUGCUGAUUCUGCUGCUCCUGGUGCUGCUGCUGCCUUUGGGGGUGGCCUUGGCUGUGCUGGCAGUUCCAACACCAAAGGUUACAGUGACACCUGCGACCCCGCAGUGCUGUCCCCGUGGCUGGGUUGGCUACAAGGGGGUCUGCUAUGGCUUCUCAAAAGAUUACAGCAGCUGGGAGCAGGCUGAGGAACGGUGCUCGGAGCUCGGGGCCUCCCUGGCCAUUCUGAAGGAUGAGGAGGCCAUGGGUUUGCUCUUCCGCCUCCGCGGGAACGGCGAUUACUGGCUCGGGCUGCGCAGACGGGGCGAGCGCCUGCACUGGGGGGACGGCAGCAGCUACAGCUCCCGGGUUCCUGUCUUUGGCGAUUCCGAGUGUGUGUACCUGGCUGACGAUAUAUUCAGGAGUGAGAACUGCUCAAAGGAGCGGCCGUAUGUCUGCAGCAAGGCCCAGGCUCCCCUGUAACAGGGGCUGCAGAAAGGACCUUCUCCAUGCUGGGCAGUGCCAGCUUCACCUCUCAGCCCAGCCCAGGGCUGUCCUUGCUCAGCUGCACCCUGUGCCUUGCCCUCGCUCUCAGGGUCACCUCAGUGCCUCUUCAUCCAUGCCCAGUGCCAGCGCUGGGCUGGGUGUGCAAAGGAAAAGGCUCUGCAAUCCAUCCUGCCUCCGAUGCUGCCUGGGUCGACGGGAUUGCUCUCAUCACACAACCAGCUCUAAAGGGAAAUCCAGAUCUCCCUGGGGUCUUGGAAAUCAUCACGAACUGAUCUGAAUGUGACAUUUUUGGACGGUCUUUGGAAAAGGAGGAACAACAUGUGACACUUGCUGAGGAGGAAUCCUUCUUUUGGCAUCAGGCACCUGAUUGUGGAGAAUAGUCUGCUGUCUGUCUGCUGUGAAGCAUCUGACUGUCCUGUGGGAGUAAUCCCAGGCUGGAGCAGGACAAGGAUUUGUCUCCCUGCAGGAGAAGCAGUGACAUGACGUGACUGUAACCCCCAUCCCCCUGUGCUGCUGUGUGGGGAGGAGGGAGGGAGGGAACUGGGGAUAAAGUGAAGCCCAGGAAGGACAGAACAGUGUGGAGAAGGUGCAUUUUUAGGAUUUGGUGUACAUCUCACUCCCUUGCUCUGAUUUGUUUGAUGAUAAAUUCAGUUCAAUUUAACGCCCCAGCUCUGGGCCUGUUCAGUCCA
This is a messenger RNA of Passer domesticus (house sparrow), 1732 nucleotides long. Its product is annotated as C-type lectin domain family 2 member D-like. The coding region runs from base 216 to 1019 and encodes 267 amino acids. The transcript has 6 exons. The record is from RefSeq and is a predicted model, not a curated record. NCBI's taxonomy places the organism in Eukaryota, Metazoa, Chordata, Aves, Passeriformes, Passeridae.